Messenger RNA from Zymoseptoria tritici IPO323, 1795 nucleotides. It is a transcript of the gene MgLAC5, whose product is annotated as putative beta-galactosidase glycoside hydrolase family 35. The transcript has 2 exons. The record is from RefSeq and is a predicted model, not a curated record. The coding region runs from base 31 to 1764 and encodes 577 amino acids. Gene Ontology annotation, biological process: carbohydrate metabolic process. Gene Ontology annotation, cellular component: vacuole; beta-galactosidase complex; cell wall. Lineage: Eukaryota; Fungi; Ascomycota; Dothideomycetes; Mycosphaerellales; Mycosphaerellaceae. Gene Ontology annotation, molecular function: beta-galactosidase activity.
GUCUAGCAUUCGAUCCGACAAUUGUUAGUCAUGGCAUCUGCACGUUCGAGCAAACCGCAGGAGAUCCCAUAUCUCAGGAAAACAGGCGAAGCAACACAGCUCAUCGUCGAUGGAAAGCCGUUCCUCAUCUUGGGCGGCGAGCUCCAGAACUCGUCGCUCACCUCAGCUCGAUAUAUGGACACGGUCUGGCAGAAGAUGGUUGACACGGGCGUCAACACGCUGCUCGGAUGUGUGACUUGGGAGGACAUUGAGCCCGUCGAGGGCCAAUUCGACUUUUCUGAACUGGACAAGGUCUUGGCUGGCGCUGCAAAGCAUGGCAUGAGGCUGAUCCUGUUGUGGUUCGGCUCGUUCAAGAAUGGAAUUUCGACAUACACUCCAGCCUGGGUGAAGACCAAUCCAAAGAGGUUUCCUCGGGCAAAACUUCGAAAAGCCGGCGGCGUCUUGGAGACCGCAGAUGUCGUCUCCAUCUUUCCCAAGGACGCACAAUGCCUCAAAUCCGAUGCCAGAGCAUUUGGCAGGCUGAUGAGACAUCUUCAGAAGACUGACACACAACGUACGGUGAUCAUGGUUCAGGUUGAGAACGAGGUCGGCUUGCUUGGCGAUUCUCGAGAUGGCAGCAAGCAUGCGAAUGAGGUAUUCGAAGCUCCAGUUCCAGUCGAUCUUGUCUCGUUCCUCGACGAAGGGUGGCACAACCUCCACCACGACCUGAAAAUGAAGUUCCCAAAUCUGAGAGCAACGUUGCAGCAGCUCGCAGGUGGGACCGCAAUCGGCAACUGGGAGUCUGUCUUCGGCAAAGGUCCAGCCACCGAUGAGCUGUUCAUGGCGUACCACUAUGCCAAGUACUUGAACGAGGUCGCUGCUGCAGGACGGCAAGAAUACUCCAUCCCGCUGUACACAAACGUCUGGCAGAAUUACUUUGGUUCGGACGCAGACAGCUCGUCACCGGUGGUAGUAGGAGGUGGCGGUGAUCCUGGCGACUACCCAUCGGGCGGCGGAACGAGCAAUGUGCUCGACAUAUGGCAGCGCUUCGCUCCGAAUCUCGACCUCAUCGCUCCUGAUGUUUACUUGAAUGACUAUGCAAGCUCAUGCGCCAAGUACAGGCACAAGAACCAGCCACUGUUCAUUCCGGAGCAAAGAAGAGACGAGUAUGGUGCGAGAAGAAUCUGGAAAGCUUUUGGCAGCUUUCAAGCGCUCGGAACCAGUCCCUUCGGCAUUGACACUCUAGAUCCGGAGAACAAUGCCUUCACUCGACAUUACAAGCUUCUAGCGCAAGUGUCCAGAUUGGUCCUGGAUGCGCAGCUGAAGCCCGAGUCAAGUGUUGGAUUUUAUUUCGACGAGCUCACCGAAGACGGAAGAGACACCAGUCCGCCGAUGGUCGUGCGCUUUGGCGGAUACCAAGUCACCGUGAGUCGCUGCUUCGUGUUUGGCAAGCCGGGUCCUGGAUCGGGCAUGUUGAUUCACACUGGUCCGGGAAAGUUCCUUCUCAUCGGCUGGGGUUUCCAAGCGGCGUUCAAAUCGACGAGACCGAAUUCAACUUUCACUGGCAUUUUGAGCAUGACGGAGAAGAGCGUGGUUGAUGUCGAGACCGGUCUUCUGCGGACGGAGCGGAGAUUGAAUGGCGAUGAAACUCGAAGUGGCAUCUAUGCCAUGAUGCCGAAUGAGAAUCCUGAUUAUGGCGGCUUUCCGAUCUGUGUCACCAUUCCUGCGCGAACGAUGAUUGCAGAGGUAGAGGUAUAUGCGCUCGACGAGGGAGAUGAGUCGUGAUGGGAGGGGAGAAAUCCAAAGUUUGUCUUUG